CGUCGAAAUAUUCUACAGUAAAUUGAUGUAAAAAUCGGGUAUUUAAAUGGUUUUUGUGGUGUGUAGUGACUAAAAUAACUUCUUAAUGCCAUACAAAGUGAUUAUUCAGUGAUAUUAAGUUUUUAUAGUGUUUAUUCGAGUUCGAAAACGGUGGUUUUGCAAGUGUAAUGUUUUAAUGGUAUAAAAUAUGACUUCUACGAAUAUACAGGAUAACAAAACGUAUAAUUUUAAAGCAGAGGAAAAUAUCGCGAAAUGGAAAGGUUUACUGACAGCCCCCCUGAAAAAAGUUUUGGAACAGGUCCAUCCCUCAUUAGGGGCAAGGGACGAUGCCCUGGAGCUAGUAGAAAGUCUUUGCUUAAAAUUACUGGGAAUGUUAUGUGCAUCUGGCCCACACACUGUACAGGAUGUUGAAAAUCGUGUACAAAGCACAUUUCCAAACCCAAUUGACAAAUGGGCUCUAAAAGAAGCCCAGGAAGCCUUGGAUAACAAGGGAAAGAAAAAACACGUUCUUCUUUUACCAGUGGACAAAAUUCACAAGUUGUUGCAAAAUGAAUUAUUACUGUAUAAAGUUGAUACAACAGUCACCUUAUUCCUUGUGGCAGUUGUUGAGUAUAUUUCAGCAGAUAUUUUAAAACUGGUUGGAAACUACGCAAAAAAUAUUAACCACUUGGAAAUAACCUACCAGGAUGUCCAAAUAUCCAUGAAAGUGGACAAGGCCUUGAUGGAUCUGUUCUAUCAAGACGAAGGCGGGGGAGUGGGCACGGAACGGGAAACGCCCAUGGUGGUACCGUCAGCGCCCAGAACAAGUCUCACCUACGAAGAAAUAGUGCGCGAACUGAUAGCUAGCGAGAAAGCUUAUUUGAAGGAGCUGCACAUGCUGAUAAAAGUUUUUCGCGAGGAGAUCAUCAAGUUGGGUUCCGAUGCCAGGGAGAUCGAGCUGAUUUUUUCCAACAUCAUGGACAUUUACGAGUUGACGUACACGUUGUCUGGGAGUUUGGAGGACGUUAUCGAGAUUGCGCAGGACCAGACGCCCUACAUUGGGAGUUGCUUUGAAGAACUCGCCGAAGCAGCCGAAUUCGACGUCUACAUAAAAUACGCCCGCGACGUGUCGGCGCCCUCGUGCAGGGACACCCUCAACAACCUGCUUUCGCGGCCCGAGGUGGAAUCGACUUUAAACACCGCCGGCCAGGGCAUGCGCCUCGCCCUCAAGUACUAUCUACCCGCCCUUCUGAUGGGCCCCAUCUGGCACUGCUUCUCCUACCUGGACUACAUCAAGCUGCUGAUCGGGCUGAGUCCCGCCCUGGAGGACAAGGAGAUCCUCACGCAGGUGGAGGGGCUGCUGAAGCCGCUGCAGUUGGAGCUGAGUCGGUGCGCCCCCACUCACGUUCUGCCUAGGAGCUCGGCCCCCCUUCCGCAGGUCAGGGCGAGGAGACAGGCGGCCCUCACGAAAAUCAACGAGUUGGAGACCAAGGUGGAGAAUUGGGAUGGGAGGGAUUUGGGGCAGUGCUGCAAUGAGUUUGUCAGGGAGGGCGUGCUGCAGAAGGUGGCCAGCUCGGGCAAACGCCUCACCGAACGUCGAAUCUACCUCUUCGACGGGCUGAUGGUGCUGUGCAAGCCGUCGUCGCGCCGCCAGUCCUCCGCGCACCACCCCAACAACCUCGAGUGCAAGGUCAAGGAGCGGCUCUUCAUCCGCAAGGUGGAGAUCGUCGACCACGCCGACACCGAGGACCUGAGGAACGCGUUCGAGAUCUCGCCGAGGCACGUGCCGCCCCCGUCCGUGGUGCUGUGCGCCAGCACCGUCGAGGAGAAGAACUCGUGGAUGGCGGAUUUAGUGAUGCUCAACACGAGGUCGAUGCUGGAGCGGAUCUUGGACAGCAUCCUGUCGGAUAUCGAGCGGAAGCACCCGCUCAAGCUGCCGCCUCCCGAGCUGUACAGGUUCGCCGAGCCGGAUUCCAAGGAUAACAUCGUUCUGGAGCAGCGGGAGAACGGCGGGGUGCCCCUCAUCAAGGGCGCGACUCUCUGCAAACUGGUUGAAAGACUGACGUACCACAUUUACGCGGAUCCGAAGUUCGUGCGGACGUUCCUCACCACGUACCGGAGCUUCUGCUCGCCCAAGGAGCUGCUGAAAAUGUUAAUCGAGCGCUUCAGCAUUCCCGAGCCGUCGCUGGUGUACGAGGACUGUAACACGGACACGGAUAAGAUGCAGAAGAACAACCAGAGGGAGGACUGGAAGAAGUACAGGAAGGAGUAUUGCCAACCUGUGCAGUUUAGGGUUUUAAACGUACUAAGACACUGGGUGGAUCAUCAUUUCUACGACUUUGAAAGAGAUCAGGAUCUUUUGUUGGAACUGCAAAGAUUUCUCGACUCCAUUAAUGGCAAAAGUAUGCGAAAAUGGGUCGACAGCAUAACGAAAAUCGUUCAAAGAAAGAUGGAGAACGACCAGAGGCACAUAAAGUUCGCGUUCGAAGACCCUCCCCCGCCCAUAGAGCGCCACCUGCUGUGCAACGAGGAAGACUACGGCAUCCUGACGCUCCACCCCGUGGAAAUAGCCCGGCAACUCACCAUACUGGAGUUCGAACUGUACCGCACCAUAAAACCCUCGGAACUGGUGGGGUCCGUCUGGACGAAGAAGAACAAGGAGCUCACGAGUCCGAACCUUUUGAAAAUGAUCAAGCACACGACAAACUUUACGAGAUGGUUGGAGAAGAACAUUGUGGACACAGAAAACAUCGACGAAAGGGCGGCCAUUUUGAACAGAAUCACCGAGAUAAUGAUCGCACUGAACGAAAUCAACAAUUUCAACGGCGUUUUGGCGGUAGUUUCGGCCACUGGCUCUGCCGGAGUGCAUCGGCUGAAAUUCACGUUUCAGCGGCUUACAGAACAAAACCGCAAAGCUCUGGACGACUGCAGAUCGGACGAUCAUUUCAAAAAGUACCAGGAAAAACUGCGUUCCAUAAAUCCGCCUUGCGUUCCCUUUUUGGGGAUGUACCUGACGAAUAUUUUGCACAUUGAAGAGGGGAAUCCGGACUGUCUGCCCAACACGGAGCUGAUCAACUUUUUCAAGCGGCGAAAAGUGGCGGAGAUCACCGGAGAAAUUCAGCAGUACCAAAAUCAGCCUUAUUGUUACAGCGUGGAGCCCAAAAUUAGGAACUUCCUGGAAACACUGAACCCGUUCCCCGAUCAAAACGACACGGAGAUCUGCAACUACAUCUACAGCAAAUCGCUGGAGAUCGAGCCGAGAGACGCCAAAGUGGUGCCGAAAUUUCCGAGGAAGUGGCCGAACCUCAGCCUGAAAUCGCCCGGCAUCAAAUCGAAAACGAUCAGGAGCACGGCCAGCGCGGUCAGCAACGUCAUCAAUUCCACUCUGAACUCCACCAUCAAAAAUAACGACGAUUCCUCUUCGAAGAGCAACGACAGCUCAAAGUCCGAGAACGAUUUCAGCGUGUUUGCACCGGUUCAAAUUGGUACUGGUUCUAACAGCCCCACCCUGAGUCCUGUUUCUCCAGCAGGAUCCACUAUGAUGUCGUUUCCUGGUCACCAUACCAGGAGUUCCAGCGUGUCCUCUAUACUCCCAGUACUGAGGCCCAACAGGGCCGACCACCACAUUCCUCAGAGGACUUCGCACCCCGAGUCAGAGCUCAACAGGUGGCGGCGGUCCGAACAGCCCAGGGCCGCAUUCGCCCGCGUCUCCAGGACCGGGCUCGCAGCCGAGCAGCCCCAGACUGUUGCCGGCUUCAGCGCAGCAGCAGAGGCCCCCGUUGCCCCCGCGGCGCAGGGACAGUCCCGAGAUCAGUUCUCCUCAACAGAAACAGUCACCGGGGGCGCCACCGGUGCCGCCCCGCGUGCCCCCCCUCCCGCCGCGCAAGGAAUCCGGUUCUUCCCCGGGCGGGCACGGGGUCUCCGGAUCGUCGUCCUCGAGCAUGGGCGCCGGGGGCGGCUUCCAGUCGGCGACGUUGCCGCACAUGCACCACCACCAGCAGCCGCCGAUGUUCGCGCCCCGCCUCCACCCCACCUGCACGUCGCAGCUGCUGAAAAGGAGGACGAAUUCGGCGUCGACGCACGCGCAAGCCACUGCGCAGCAGACCAGCGGCGGAGCCAUUUACAAUGGCGGAGUCAAUGCAUCACAGCUUCACAUAAGACGCACCAGUGGCACCCACCAUGGUAUCGCGCAUGUACCCAGUCACAUUUACAAUGGCGGUAUCAACUCGCUACCUAACGUGCCAAUACAACCGCCAAACAUCUCGCCUCGGCAGCUUCCGGAAACGCCCGAACUUCCGCCGAAGCCGGCCGUACGUUCGGCCGAACCCGCGUGCGGCACCAUGUUCCGCUACCCGAGCACCACUACCAACUCUUAAGCAAAAAAAUCACCAACAAAAACGAGAAGGGAGAUCCACAGCGAAAGAGGAGAAUACCCAACCAGGGACGUGAAGUAAGUAAAAAAUAACGUACCAUGCUCCACACCUCAAAGUCCCACCACGUGACCACGUACGGAACGCAGUCUUUUGAAAAUUUGGCAUUUAAGGCUUUUCAGG
Molecule: messenger RNA, 4532 nt
Organism: Brassicogethes aeneus
Lineage: Eukaryota; Metazoa; Arthropoda; Insecta; Coleoptera; Nitidulidae
Source: the annotation of a GenBank genome assembly